AUGAAACGUCAAUAUAUAUUAAUUGGUCUCAUUGCCAUUAUUUUUUUAGUAGUAACAUCAUAUGGUCAAGGUGGAAUUGAUCAUGAAUUAAUCUUGAAUGAUGAUAUUGACAAUGACACUAAUACUAGCACAACAAUAUCAUCAACGACUACAACAACAGCUGAUACAACAACAGCAACUGAUACAACAACAACAACAACAUCUAAUACAACUUCAACAACAACAACAACAAAUUCAACGGCUACUACUACAACAACGUCGUCAACAACUACAUCAAACAAUGGUACAACAACUACAACUACAAGUACAACAACGUCAUCAACAGCGUCGCCGACUACAAGUACAAGCACAACUACAUCAACGACAACAGAAUCGUCUACAACUUCAACUACGGCAAUACAACCGACAACAACAACAACUUCAGCUCCAGGUCGUAAAUUUGAUGGUCUUUCAUUUAUGGGUGGUAUAAUUCUUGCAGCUGGUCUUGGUGCAAUUGCAUUUAUAGUCGUACGUUAUUUACGUCGUAAUAAUCGAUAUGCAAAUAUACGUUAA
Messenger RNA from Rotaria sordida, 552 nucleotides. The record is from the annotation of a GenBank genome assembly. Lineage: Eukaryota; Metazoa; Rotifera; Eurotatoria; Philodinida; Philodinidae.